AAUUGCUUUCGUAUUUUCAUUCGUCGUUUGUCAACUAUCAUCUGCAUAACGCGCUCGCUUUCACUUCGGGCUGUUAGACUGCUGUCGUUAAGCUUAAAAAGUCUGUAUUUUUCUGUUCAUAACUAAAAUAAAAUGGGCUCAUCCGAUAAGAAACAACAGAAAGUUCAAUCCUCCGGAUUUACCAAGGAAGAAGAGCUGUUACUCCAAGAUUUCAGCCGCAAUGUGAGCACAAAAUCAUCGGCACUUUUCUAUGGCAAUGCCUUCAUCAUCUCCGCCAUCCCCAUAUGGCUUUUCUGGCGUGUCCACAACAUGGACUUGUUGUCCAGUGCCAUCUUCUUCAUUCUUAUGACUGGUGCAAGCACCUACCUAAUGGCAAUGGCCUAUAAGAACAUUAAAUUCCAACUGAAGCACAAGAUUGCCGUGCGCCGCGAAGCUGCUGUUACCCGUGAGAUUAACCGUCAAAUGGGCGACGAUAAAAAAGUGACCCGUAAAGAAAAGGAAGAGCGCAUCUUGUGGAAAAAGAACGAAGUAGCUGACUAUGAGGCCACCACCUAUUCCAUCUUCUACAACAAUGCCCUGUUUUUGGCCAUCACCAUCUUCAUUAGCUUUUUCUUGUUGAAGAACUCUGCUCCUUUGGUGAACUACUUCUUCUCCAUUGGCCUGGCUAGUGGAGCCUUGGCACUUUUCUCCACCAGCACGCAAUCCAAUUAAGCGACGUGUCGAUGUAGACUUUAGUUAUAAAUUUAAUAUGUAGAGAUUAUCAUGCUGAAGUUCGGUCCUUUUUUUACCCUGUUGCUAUUAAAUUAAAUCAUUCAUUUUUUGUAUUACGAAGCAUGUACUUUCAUAAGAACGUAAUUCCAUGUUUUUGCCUGUGGCAAGAACCAAGUGAACUGUACUGAAAUAUUUCUUCUAAGGAGAACACGAAUAAAAUGACAAAAUCACAAACAAAAUAAA
Molecule: messenger RNA, 954 nt
Organism: Musca domestica (house fly)
Lineage: Eukaryota; Metazoa; Arthropoda; Insecta; Diptera; Muscidae
Product: translocon-associated protein subunit gamma
Exons: 2
Coding region: 133-711 (192 amino acids)
Biological process (GO): SRP-dependent cotranslational protein targeting to membrane
Cellular component (GO): membrane; endoplasmic reticulum
Source: RefSeq, a predicted model, not a curated record